CAAACCCAGCCAUAAGGUUGAUCAGGGGAAUACCCAUAUCAUCAUCCAUGGCUAUUAACUACUCUUCCUUCCUUUUCCUUCUUUCAACUGUUCUUACUUUGUAUCUCUUUGCUAGCUGUUCUUUAGAGAAGGUAGAAGCCAACAGAUUUGAAGAAAUGAAGGCAAAUCUUCAACACCAGACUCAUGUCGUUUCACUUAACUCCUUGAAGCCAGCAGACGUUUGCUCUACUCCAGCCAAAGGUUCAGAAAUCUCAAGCAAGCUAUUGAAAGUAGCUCACAAAUAUGGACCUUGCUCACCAUUGAAGAAGGAAGGGAAAUCCAAACUUCUUAAUCUUACCCAGAUCCUCAUCGACGACCAAACCAGAGUCAAUUCCAUCCAAUCCAAAAUCUCCAACCAACAAUCAACGGUAGCAGAUUCUACAGUGAAACUGCCUGCCAAAUCUGGCGAAUCACUAGGGACUGGAAACUACGUCGUCAAUAUUGGAUUUGGAACACCGGAGCAAAAUUUCACAGUAUUUUUCGAUACUGGUAGUGAUCUCACUUGGAUCCAAUGCCUACCAUGCUCCCGCCACUGCUAUACCCAACAAGAUCCCUACUUCAACUCUUCUGCUUCCUCUACCUAUUCCAACGUCCCAUGCGGUUCCAACUCAUGCUCCCAACUGAAAUCAACGGGCUACGGACAGUCAUCCUGCACCACCAAUUGCAUCUACGGUGCCUCCUAUGGUGAUGGAUCCUACACUCAAGGCUACUAUGCAACUGAUACACUUACACUAUCUUCCUCUGAUGUCUUCUCCAAUUUCGAAUUCGGGUGUGGUGAGAACAACGAUGGCACAUUUGGUUCUACAGAUGGAUUACUAGGCCUUGGCCGCAAUCAGAUCUCUAUGGUAUCACAAACUGCUCAAAAGUAUGGAAAGCUUUUCUCCUAUUGUCUUCCAUCCACAACCAGCUCCACUGGUUUUCUUGCUUUCGGUAGCCAGGCGGGUUCCUCUUCUUCUCCUCAAUACACUCCACUACUAACAGAUUCAAACCACCCUUCAUUCUAUUUCCUAAAUAUGACGGGUAUAAGUGUUGGAGGGAAGAAAUUAUCCAUCUCAGAAUCAGUAUUUACAACCUCAGGAACCAUUAUAGACUCUGGAACUGUAAUCACUCGUUUGGCACCAACAGCCUAUUCAGCUCUUCGAUCAGCAUUUCGUCAAGCAAUGUCCAAGUAUCCCCCUGCACCACCGUAUUCACUAUUCGACACUUGCUAUGACUUGUCUUCUGGAUACAAUACAGUAGACAUACCAAGCAUAGUAUUGCAUUUUGGGGGAGGUACUGACUUGAAUGUUGAUAAGUCAGGGAUUCUAUAUUAUAUAAGCUCAAAUAUAUAUUGCUUGGCUUUUGCUGCAAACAGUGAUGAUACUGAUUUGGAGAUCCUUGGAAAUACCCAACAGAAAACUUUUGAGGUGGUUUAUAAUGUGGCAGGAGGAAAGUUGGGAUUUGGAGCUGGAGCUUGUACUUAAUGGGAACCAGCCCUUGCUAAUAUAUAUGAAGGUAAUAUUACCAAAAAUCCAGUGAUGUAUCCCCUUUCUUUGGUUAAUUGUUUUGUCCCCCUCCCCUCUAGGCUUGAGUUCCUCAUCCUUUACUUUGUUUUGUUAGGACUCUUGCCCCUUGUUUUGUUUCUGAGGCCAAGCAAGAGAAAAUAGAAGCUUAAUUAAGAUGCUUAUGUAGUAACAUUUUUUUUCUCUAAUAUUAUUUAAGAAUAGAUGGAAGUAAUAAAAUCGA
Macadamia integrifolia is the source of this 1764-nucleotide messenger RNA. Its product is annotated as aspartyl protease family protein At5g10770-like. The record is from RefSeq and is a predicted model, not a curated record. Gene Ontology annotation, molecular function: aspartic-type endopeptidase activity. Gene Ontology annotation, biological process: proteolysis. NCBI's taxonomy places the organism in Eukaryota, Viridiplantae, Streptophyta, Magnoliopsida, Proteales, Proteaceae. Bases 48 to 1502 code for a protein of 484 amino acids. The transcript is spliced from 2 exons.